Molecule: messenger RNA, 2218 nt
Organism: Vanessa tameamea
Lineage: Eukaryota; Metazoa; Arthropoda; Insecta; Lepidoptera; Nymphalidae
Product: juvenile hormone esterase-like
Exons: 4
Coding region: 188-1846 (552 amino acids)
Source: RefSeq, a predicted model, not a curated record
CACUACUCACUACUCACUCAGUACUCACUACAUAUACAACUGAUAAUUACCUUGAUACCUUCACGGCUCAAAAAAACAAGAUAAUUGCCUUGAAAUAAAACAUUAUUUGUUUCAGUUUGAUGUUCAUUUACUUUAAGUACACAAGUGUUGGACAUGUGAAGAGGUGAAGGAAGAUAUCAAAGUAACAAUGGAAAAUAUACCAGACGAUUGUAAGUGUAUAGUGGAGACAAAAGAUGGACCCAUAUGUGGUUAUAUUGACAGGAGAGAAGAAGGGACAUAUUAUAAAUUUAAGAGAAUUCCUUAUGCUAAACCACCUUUACAUAAUCUGAGAUUCAUGCCGCCAACUCUAGGAAAGCCAUGGACAAAUGUACUCGAUUGUACACAAGACGCACCUGUACCGCUGAGCAUUAACCUCGACGAAGUAAUUGUUGGAUCAGAAGAUUGUCUUUAUAUAGAAGUAUCCAGUCCGAAUAUAAAACCCAAAAAAUUAAUGCCAGUAAUGUUCUGGAUUGGCAGUUUUAACUAUGUGUAUUAUUGUGAUGAAGUGUUCGAUCCAACACUUAUCAAUAACCAAGAAAUUGUUUUUGUACGAUGUGGCUUCAGACUGGGACCAAUGGGAUUUCUUUCAAUCAAUGAAUUCAAUGCUCCGGGUAAUAUUGGUCUCAAAGACAUUGUAAUGGCUCUGAAAUGGGUCCAGAAUAAUAUUAGCAUUUUUGGUGGCGAUCCCAAUAAUGUUACACUUUUUGGAAGCAGUACAGGAGGUUCUACCGUUCAUUUCAUGAUACUGUCGCCAAUGACGACAGGUCUGUUUCAUAAAGCCAUCAUACAAAGUUCUACUGCUCUAAACAGGUGGUCCUUACAAAAAAACCCGACCCUUGCUGUCACAGGCUUAGCAAAAGAGUUAGGUAUAACAAAAACAGAUAAAAUCGAAAUAGUUGAAGAAUUAAAAACUAUACCAGCUAUUUAUAUCAUGGAAGGCAAUUUAAAAUUAUCAAUGCCGAUGGACGGAGACGUCACUUUUGAUUCGUUGUUCAAACCAUGUAUUGAAAAGGAGUUUGAAGGACAACCAGUAUUUUUAAGCAGAACUCCUUCUAUCAUACUGAAGUCUGGUAAUUUUAAUAAAGUUCCAAUAAUUUUCGGGAGCAAUAACACUGAAGCCGCAGUGCUGCAACAUUUCCACCAUGACUUUUAUGAAGACUAUGAAAAAUUUAAUCAAGACAUCUCUUUGCUCGUGCCGAAAUAUCUCGCUCUUGAUGCAGAUUUGACGAAAAAGAUUGGCCACAAACUACUAAACUUUUACUUUGAAGGAACAGAAAGCUUAAACGAGCACACGAGAGCGCAAUAUCUACAACUACUCAGCGACUUUAAUUUCUUAUUUUAUGUCAAUAAAACAGUUCAAAUGCACAGUCAAAUUGCACCCGAGUGUCCGAUCUACUACUAUAUCGUCAACUACGCCGGCGAGUGGUGUGUCCCUAAGGAACUUAGCUUCCUAAACUCUAUUGGUCACUCAGGGGAACUACCUUAUUUAUUCCGUAUAAGGAGACCUGGUAUGCCCAUUUGCAAAGGAAGCCGUGACUCAGUAAAAACCAGAAACAGGGUCAUUAAAAUGUGGACCAAUUUUGCCACACAUGGAAAUCCUACUCCUGAUGACAAUGACCCCUUGUUACAAAUAACGUGGGACCCUGUAGCAAAUGAACAUACUUUAAAUUACCUAAGUAUAGGUUUAGAGUUAACAAAAGGUCGAAAUCCAUUUCAUGAACGAAUGCAAUUUUGGGAAGAAUUACACAGGGAACACAUAUUUCUAAGAACAUUAGUAUAUUUUAAUGACAUAGGGGUGUCGUGGUAAUGAAAAUAUGUUCUACUUACUUCAGACAGACUGUUCAAAUAUUUCUACAGUACUCGUUGACGCUAAUAAUGAAAUAACGAAACGAAAAUAUGUUAGAUGUCUAUUUUUUUAUAGUAUUUUAAAGAAGACUAUUUUUAUUGAGACUGUUAUAACGACGUAUGACAUAAAGUGUUUAAAGCUAUGAUACGUAGGUAGUAAACAUACAAGACUCAAAUAUUUUGGUGAUCACAGUUAAGAUAUCGUCAGGAUAAAUCAGUUUACAAUGUUGACAUUCAUACAUUUUAUUGUUACAAUUUUACAAAUUGUUUUACAUACAAAAUAUAUAAAAUGUUAAUAUAAUUUAUUGUUGGGAUUAAACAAACUGAACACGAA